ACCGGAAACGUUAUCCUAACAAUAUUAUCGAAGUCAUCAGGCACUGCACAAAAAAAAAGAAACUGAAAAUCACAAUGCUUCUAAAACCAUCACCACCAAUAACUCAUUGUUAUCAUUCCAAAUUCAGUUUUAACCCAAUCUUCACAUCAAUCCCGAACUCAACAUGUAGUAACUGUAAAUUCAAUGGAAAGUUGAGUAAAAAAACAGUUGGGGUGGCGGUAAUUAAUUCUGCAGCAAGUGAUAGUGAUGGGUAUAGAAAGAGGGCAUUAGAAACCCCAGGAGCGUAUGAACUAAUAGAUAAUAAAACUGGAGAGAAAUAUAUUGUUUGGGGAGAUGAUGAUGAUGGCCAAACCCUUAUUCCUUCUAAACAAGUUCUUCAAUGGGAGCCUCCUCCUUCCACCAAUUUCGACACCGAUAAACCUCGAGCAAAUACUAUGAGAGUAUCUCAAAGUUUUCAACGAUUGAGAGCUGGUAGAGUAAGGAAUCUUGGCAGGAUAUCUUCCGAAAAGGACCUAAAGGAUGGCGAUUCGCGUAAUGGACCUAUUGUUUUAGUAAAAGAUAGAUCAAAUGUCAGAAAAGAUGAGCCUAUUGUUCCAAGAUCUGAGGCUGAAAAGGUUAAUGGUAGCAUUACAAAAAGUAGAGCCAGGGAUGCUGGUGGGAUAUCGAUGAAUGUUGCAACUAAACUACGGAAAUCAGAUAUUGGUGGGGAUUUUUUUAGCAGAAAAUCUUUCAAGGAUGUGGGAUGCACCGAUUACAUGCUGCACUUUUUAGACAGCCAGCUUCUUGCGUACCCUUCACAUAUUCAGGCUAUGGCAUUCCCACAUGUUGUGCAAGGAAGAAGCUGCAUCAUUGCUGAUCAGAGUGGAUCCGGGAAAACCUUGGCAUAUCUUUUACCAGUGAUCCAAAGUAUUAGACAAGAUGAACUUCAAGGUCUUGCUAAAUCCUUACCUAAAAGUCCUCGAGUUGUUAUAUUGGUACCAACCGCUGAGUUGGCUUCACAGGUAUUGCGUAAUUGCAGGCUGAUGUCAAAAUCUGGUGUGCCAUUUCGGUCUAUGAUUGCAACUGGUGGUUUCAAACAGAAAACUCAACUGGAAAAUCUUCGGAAUGAGUUGGAUGUUUUAAUUGCGACUCCUGGACGUUUCUUGUACUUGGUUCAAGAAGGCUACCUAGAGUUAACAAGUCUAAAAUGUGCUGUGUUGGAUGAGGUGGACAUACUCUUUAAGGAUGAAGAUUUUCAGCCGGCACUGCAGAGUUUAAUGAAUUUGUCACCUAUCACCACCCAAUAUCUCUUUGUUACUGCAACUCUACCGGUGGAAAUAUACAAUAAGCUCAUUGAAAAUUUUCCAGAUUGUGAAGUCAUAAUGGGACCUGGCAUGCACCGCACAAGCUCUGGUCUUGAGGAGAUACUAGUUGAUUGCAGUGGAGAAGAUGGAAUUGAGAAAACUCCGGAUACAGCAUUUCUCAACAAAAAAUCUGCACUUCUGAAACUGGUGGAAGAAGGCCCGCCUACCAAAAUGAUCAUCUUCUGCAACAAAAUCGAGACAUGCAGAAAGGUUGAAAAUGCAUUAACAAGGUUCAAUAAGAAAGUUUUGCCGUUUCAUGCUGCGUUAGCCCAAGAUUUGCGAGUGGCAAAUAUGGAGGAGUUCUGCCAAACUCGCUUAAGAGAUAGCUCUUUGUUUUUAGUAUGCACUGACAGAGCAUCACGAGGGAUUGAUAUUCCUGGAGUCGACCAGGUGGUGCUCUUUGACUUUCCUCGCGACCCAAGUGAAUAUGUCCGUCGUGUUGGAAGAACUGCCAGGGGUGCCGGAGGGAAAGGGAGAGCUUUCAUAUUUGUUGUUGGAAAACAAGUUUCUCUUGCACGCAGAAUAGUCGAAAGAAAUAGAAAAGGCCACCCAUUGCAUGAUGUUCCAUCAAACAUCUAAUAUCUCGUGUUACCAACGUUUUGGAAUACUACCUUUUUUGGGAUCAUGAUAUGCAUACAGUGAGGAGCUAAAUUUUGAUGGUGUAUUAUUUAUAGGUUGAGGACAGGUAAUAACUAGAAAAGUGCCAUGAAACAUAAUUUCAAAGUAUUUAGAAAGAUAGUCUUUUUCGUA
Erigeron canadensis is the source of this 2093-nucleotide messenger RNA. Its product is annotated as DEAD-box ATP-dependent RNA helicase 50. Gene Ontology annotation, molecular function: nucleic acid binding; ATP binding. NCBI's taxonomy places the organism in Eukaryota, Viridiplantae, Streptophyta, Magnoliopsida, Asterales, Asteraceae. The record is from RefSeq and is a predicted model, not a curated record. Bases 75 to 1922 code for a protein of 615 amino acids. The transcript is spliced from 8 exons.